CUUUUGCGCCUCGCUAGCGACCUGUCGGGCCGUCCUGACGAUCCUGACGAUCGCAUCGCUGCGCUGCGCUGGUAGUUUUUGAGGAGCUUCGCAGCGCUGCGAUCUGUGGGCCUGACACUCAGCAGCGCUGGACGCGCCAACACGCUCUGCGGCGCAUCGCCGCCCGCGGGGCGCGAUAGACAUGAGAUUGCUGGUCGCGGCGCUCGUCUGCGCGGCGACCGCGGACGCGGCCGCCUCAAAAGCGUUUUGCCGAGCGGCUAAUGAUGGGAAUCUCGAAGCGGUGAAGAAGUCCAUUCGCGAUGGCGCCGACAUCGACUAUCGGUGCCCCACAUCAAUCGGGAAAGAGACCGCUCUGUUUAUCGCGUCGCAAAACGGGCACACGGAGGUCGUGCGGUUGCUAUUAGAGGCCGGGGCCGAUGCGAACAUCGUGGACCAUCAGGGCGGGACUCCUCUUUACAUUGCUGCUCAGGAAAAACAUGGCGAUGUGGUGCGGCUUCUGCUCGCGGAGGUCGAUCCCCGGGACUCGAUUUUAAAGCCAAGCGGUUCCGGCCCCCUCCACGUAGCAGCGUUCCAGGGUGGUACUGCAGCUUUAGAGACGUUGCUCGAAGACGGACGGCUGCCGAUUGACGGCCGUACAACAGAAGGCCAUACCCCAUUACAUCAAGCCGCCCAGGAAGGCCGGCUCAAGAUAAUUGAGGCACUGCUGCGCCACGGUGCCGACGCGACGAUCGCGUGGAAUGGAAUGACUCCAGCCGACGUCGCGUCGCAAAACGGCCACGACGAGGUCGCCGCCUUACUGAAGGAGGCCGAGGGAUGGACCCCCUCCGAAGCGUUCUGCGCCGCGGUCGAGGACGGCGAUGCCAAAGCGGUGGAGAAGUCCCUCAGCAAUGGCGUCGAUGUCGACUAUCCAUGCCUGACAACAACAGGGACGUUUGCCGCUGUACAUAUCGCGUCGUUCCAUGGGCACACGGAAGUCCUCAAGGUGGUACUCUCUUGGGGCGCCGAUGCGAACGUCGUGGACAGCCAGGGCCUCCAUCUUCUUUACAUAGCAGCCGAACGUGGCCACGGCGAGAUCGUGCAGCUCCUGUUGGAGGAUUCCGAAGUCAAUCCAUUCGACGCGACGUAUAAUCCGGGUGGCUUUACCGUGCUCCACAUAGCAGCCGAAAGAGGCAAUGUUGCAGUUUUAGAAGUUGUGCUGGAGGACGGUAGGCUUCCUAUGGACGGUCUUGACGAUGCAGGCAGAACUCCACUACAUUUUGCUGCACAAAAUGGUCAGCUCGGGGCGGUCGUGGCAUUAGUAGAACGCGGCGCGGACGUGUCAAUCGAGACGACUGAUGGUCGCGACGCCCUAUACGCAGCAGCCGAGCGUAACCACAGCGACAUCGUGCGGCUUCUACUAGAGUUAGUCGAUCCCCGUCAUUCGAUUGCGAAAGGCGGCUUCUCUUGUCUCCACGCAGCAGCGCAAGUAAACAGUACUGCAGCGUUGAGUGUGUUGCUCGACGACGGACGGCUUGCCAUAAAUGGCCUCUCGGACGAAGGUUGUACGCCAUUAUUUUAUGCCGCUCAAUUUGGGGCGCUUCGGGCUGUAAAAUCCCUCCUGCGCCACGGCGCCGACGCGUCGAUCGCGUGGGGCCCGGAUAGCUGGACUCCAGCCGACAUCGCGUCGGAAAAUGGCCAUCACGAGGUCGUCGCCUUAUUGGAGGGCCGCGUUCCCGCCUCCGAAGCGUUUUGCGACGCGGUUGCAGACGGCGAUAUUGAAGCGGCGCAGCUCUCGAUCAGCCAGGGUGUCGACGUCGACUACCCGUGCCUAGUAUUUGGACGGUCCAAAAGUUGGACGGAGACCGCUCUUUGCACUGCGUCGAGCAGAGGAGAUACGCAGAUGAUGGAGAUGCUCCUGAGGGCAGGCGCGGCCGUGAACUUGGCGGGACGGCGGAUGGGGGAAGGUGCGUACACAGCACUUAUUAUCGCCGCGGACUCCGGGAAGACGGAGGCCGUCCAGCUUCUUCUGCGCGAAAAUGCAAACGCUACGCUAGGAAGCUUAAACGGUACAGUGCGUGACCGGGAACCGUUGCACGUCGCUGCCUCUAAGGGUCAUCGGAGAGUCGUCGAAGUGCUACUCGAUGAGGGGAAGGUAGAUAUUAACAGACGCAGCGGUCGCCUAGGAAAUUCGCCUAUUUACUCCGCCGCCAGAGAAGGUCAUCUCGAAGUGACGCGAUUGCUACUACGCGGCCGUACGUCGCCUCGACGGCGUCGAUCGGGUUCUUCUUCUCCGCCGGCACGGCGCUGGCGAGCGUCUCGGCGGGCGCGACGCCGGCCCCGCGGGCUCCGACGAGCAAGAGUAUCGCGCAGGCGAGCCUCAUAAUCCACUGAUUACUGAAACUGCUGCAGGCUCUUGUUUUUCUCGCGAGCGCGUCGCGUCUCCGCGGGCUAACUAAUAAUUGUCGGCGUUGACUCGUGUGCUAAUACGUCGAAUUCUACCGCCCUCACAAACUCGCGCGGCUGGCGGCUGGGCGUCGAAAAAUUGGUGGAUAACAAUAACUAGCGGCCUGUAACACACUAGCAAGCAUAGCAAGCCCAACCAAAUCGAUCAUCAGGAAGAGCAGGACUCCAGGAGUUCAAUUCGGGCAGCCUUGCUCCAUCAUGGCGCGCCGUCCGAGGCGCACCUGUGCCAGCUAUGCCCAAAAGUACCACUCCGCCCCCGCCGGCACCAUGGCGCACUGCCUCCGCACACUGGCAGGGUUUCUGAGGCCGCCGCAGACGUACGCGCUCUGUCUGACGGCGAAGUCAUUCCACGUCAAGGAAAACGACGUCCCGCGCGCGACGCGGGCGCUGCGCGUGUCGCUGGAAAGCAGUCUCGCACGCGUACUCAAGGCACGCGGCGUCUCGCCGGAGGCCGUCGAUUUCAAGGCGCUGGUGGACGCGGACGGGCGGCCAGGCGCGCUGAUCGCCGGGUCGACGAUGGCGCAGUGCGUGCUGGGUACGGUGUGGACGGGUGAUGAGUACCCAGGCGCGAGACGCCGUGUCGAAAUGGACCCUGACUCUGAGUAUUACAAGGACAAGAUAGACGUUGAUAUCUUCACGACUGCCGCGGCGGCGCCCGGGGUGCGCUCGCGACUCUGCGGCAGGGGCCUGACGCUGUCGACGGUGCAAUGCGGUCCCAAUUGCAUGUAUCUCGACCUCGGCGCAGACCUCAUGGGAAAAGCGAUGGAGUGUCACGUCCUGUGCAUAAAUCAAAUUGUCGCAUCGCGUCGCAUUGUGAAGAAUUAUCGGUGCACGCGACUCACUGAUUGAUUUGCGCACAGGUCGCGUCCAUCACACGGAGGGCUACUCGCUGACGCCUGAAGAAGGCUAUUGUUUCGACGAAUAUGACUCUGAUGACUCUGACCGUGAAGAAUUUUCGCUAGCCGACGCGACCGCGUGGGCCUCGGGCGCGACUCGCGACAUGGACACACGCAACGCAUCCUUUGAUGGCCUUCAAUCAGAAGGGGCCUAUGGGUUCAUUGAAGAUUGGAACGCGCCGGAGUACCGCAUCCGAGCCGCGGCGGACACGGACGCCUUCUCUUACGACCGGCGGCUUGAUGAAGAAAAGAUCAUCGACCUCGUGAUCGCGAACACCAACGUGGCGGAUGCCCGGACCCUGCUCGCAUCAUGUGACCUCAACAUCUCAAAAGCAAGUUGGGACGGCCGCGUUUUUCGCAUCCCGGAUCCGCACCGCUCGUUCCGAAGCGAGACGCGCAUGGACCCACGGCGGCUCGAGCUGAUGAGCGCGUUCGCGGACAAGUUGCUGGAGAACCCACCUACGAGAAUACAUUUUGACAACCCACGAAAUUUAUAUACUUUGAAGGAAACGUGGGAUGCGAUAUGCCAUGUCUUCGAGACGCCGCGGGAAGGGCAGCCGAAGUGGAGCGCGGAAUUUACAUAUGAGCCAAGUGGCUAUUUACCCCCGCCGAGGAUGCACCACAACUGGUUCGCCAAACUAUUCCUCCGGCAGGAGAAAUACAAGGCGCGAGGCAUUCGUUUGCUCGACCUCCCCCCAAACUUCGCCACGGUCGUGGGGCGAAUCGAAAUUGACCUCGAUCACUACUAGAGGGAUAGUAAUUCUAUUUUUGUACUAGUAC
This is a messenger RNA of Pelagomonas calceolata, 4118 nucleotides long. Lineage: Eukaryota; Pelagophyceae; Pelagomonadales; Pelagomonadaceae. The record is from the annotation of a GenBank genome assembly.